UGGCUUAAUCUCACUGACCAAUAGGAGAGCAGGAGGAGGUGACGCAGGCUGGAAGUGAGGCGCAUGGCGGAGGCAGAAUGUAAAUAACUCUGGAGACGAGGCUUAAAGAAUAGAGUUAUGAGACUCCUGACUCACACAGCGCGCUGUGUUUUACACACACACCCUCCUCCACCAGGGAGCAGCAGAGGAUUCUGGGGCUGGCUCAACGCUGUGUUUAAUAAAGUUGAUUAUGAGCGGAUUAAGACGGUUGGGCCGGACCGUGCGGCUGCUGAAUGGCUCCUGAGGUGUGGGGCUAAAGUUCGUUUCUGUGGUUUCGACCGCUGGCAGCAUGACUAUAAUGGGCUCCCGACUGGACCGCUGGGUCGCUAUAAGAUACAGGCUAUUGAUGCUACAGAGUCCUGCAUCAUGUACCGGGGCUUUGAUUAUCUGAAUGGUCUGCAGCAUGUUGAGGAGAUGAAGCUAGUUAAGUGUAUAUACAUAGAGGACGCGUGUCUGGAGCGUUUGAGUCAGACGGAGAGCCUGCAGGCCAGCAUGAGGGAGAUGUCGGUUGUUUCCUGUGGUAACGUUACAGACAAAGGCAUCAUCGCUCUUCAUCACCUGAGGAAUCUGGAGUAUUUGUUCCUCAGUGAUCUGCCAGCGAUAAAGGAGAAAGAGAAAACGACAGACAGACUGCAGACAGCACUUCCCAAACUCACCAUAGACUUGGAUUUGGCUUAGCCAAAACUUUACAGUCUACAACUUUAAAUUAAUCUCAAAUGCUUUGACCUAGAGGCUAAUACAAAAGCAGUAACAAUGGGAGUGGGACACCCAAAUGUACUUUUUGAUGGAGCUUUUUACAAGCCAAGCUUGUAAAUGUACUACUAUAUAAAUAUUACUGUUCUAUUUA
This is a messenger RNA of Astyanax mexicanus (Mexican tetra), 886 nucleotides long. RefSeq names its product distal membrane arm assembly component 2 like (gene dmac2l). Bases 118 to 717 code for a protein of 199 amino acids. The transcript has 5 exons. The record is from RefSeq and is a predicted model, not a curated record. Lineage: Eukaryota; Metazoa; Chordata; Actinopteri; Characiformes; Acestrorhamphidae.